CACUGAAAUUUCCAUCAAUGGAUGAUAAUCAGCUGGUUGUCUUUACUACAAUAUCAUCUACCCUUUUGAUUUUAUCAACCAUCUUAAUAAUAUUUAAUGCCACCAUGCCACUAGAUACACCGAUCUUCAACAUUGUUUCAGCAAUUUUCUUUGGAUUAUUCCUAAUAUGCCUAAUAUUUGGCUUUAUGAACAACUUGGACCUGGUAGUAUGGUGGUUUUCACCGUAUCCAUCGCAAUUUGUUGAAGCUUUUAUCCUCUGGUUACUAGUGUGCUGCCUUUUCGUCAUUGUAUAUACUACUUUAAUGUUGCCUAAAAUAUGGAACAAAUAACAGGAAUUAUUUGUUUGUUUGAUAUGCCUGAGAGUGGUGUCAAACCUGGUGCUUUUUGAUCAUGAUUUGAUAUUUAUCAUUUUAACGGUGAAAUAAUGUUGAUCAUGUUCCUUUUCUGUGAAG
Trichobilharzia szidati is the source of this 452-nucleotide messenger RNA. The record is from the annotation of a GenBank genome assembly. NCBI's taxonomy places the organism in Eukaryota, Metazoa, Platyhelminthes, Trematoda, Strigeidida, Schistosomatidae.